AGAGUGCUGACAAAUAAUGGUGUAACGUACUUGAGUACAUGAAGGACCGAGAGUAAAAUUGUUCAAUUGUAAACGAUAAACAAAACAUGAGAAGCAUCGGAUAAAGAUUGAUUCAACAUGGUCGAUAUUUCGCUAUUGCACGUUAUUUGAAUGGACGUGUGUCCAACAGUAAGUCUUCCAAAACACUUUCCGGCUCGAAUCGAAUGUUUGUUCACGACAAUAAAAUCAUCAAGAAGAUCAAUUUGCUCCUUUACUAUCCUAAUUUCAAAUUAAAGCAAGGUGUCGGUAUCGUAUUUUUGUUAUUGUUAUGAUUCAUGUAACAGAUUAUUUGUUACAGUGGCAUAUAUUAUCGCAGAACUGGUUUGUUGUAUAAAUUGACAUUUCAGAUGCUAAAUGGGUCGUCGAAAUCGUGAAGAAGGGAGACAUCAAUAAGUUUGGAACUUUGGAAAACAAAUAUUCGACUCUACAGACUAUUUGUUCCUCGAGCAUACUUCAUAUCGUGGUUGUGUAUGGCUCAACAGAAAUGGUCGAAUGUAUGAAGAAAUGGCACGGAAUCGAAUGGGAUGAAGAAAGUGAAAUUUCCGAGUACAUAUUCGGGAAAAGCUUGGCGGAAUUAACAGUUACCAAAGUCACAGCCUUAUAUCUGGCGACUUUUAUAGAGAGAACAGAGAUGGUACGCUCGCUGAUCCAACACUCCGGAGAAGACAACAUCAGAUGCUGCUUUCGGAACUUACAUCUCACUGACGCAAUAGAAGAGGUACUCAUGAUGGAUGUAGCGAAAAAAUUAAGAUUGAAACAUUCGGACCUCGACCCUGCCGUUAUUCCAGGGCAUAAACGUGGCAAUGAUGACGUAGGCAGAGUUUUCAUUGUAUAUUCGAAACAUGUCUUCAGGUCUUCAAGUUAUAAACAUGACGGUAUUGAUGUGGUGAUGAUCCGAAACCCGUACUUGUAUACAAGAGAGUGCAACGCAGAUGCGCGUUUAAGAAUUUCGUGCGGCGAUGCAAAACGGGCUGAAAAGGCUCUAUCAAUCCACUGCGAGAAUCUUUGGAUAAACCAUAGCAACUUAAACAUUAUAUGUACUAGUCCUGUGAUUUACAGAGGAAAUGGAGAUGUCAUCGAAAAGCCAUGCAUCGCACUAUACUGUAGUACAAAGGGCGUAGUGCCACUCGGGGAACCAGAGUUCCCUAAACAGUUAGACAUAGGAGACGGUGAAUAUAUUGAUGUUGAUGUACACGAAGAGUACUUCAAACGAGGUGGAUACAACUCAAUGCCAAGUGAUCACUUUCAUUCAACUCUCAAAAUGGGUUGUGAUAUCGGAAGGUCAACUCCUGAAUAUGAUGCAUGUGGGAAUCGCCUGCCGUUAAUUGGAGGCACACACGGUCCGUUUGUGAAGUUUAAUAACAAGAUUGGAUUUCUUACUUGUGCACAUGUUUUAUUUGAUGUUCCACUGUCAACAAAAUGUGUUGAUUUCCUACAUGACGGUAGCAACACAGUUGAAGUUGCACAACCUUCAGUUGAUUCAACGGCUUUUGGAAGUUCUCCAUGUGGACAUGUACAUAGAGCUAUUUUCAAUCCGCAGCUGGAUCCAAGUAUUGAUGUCGCUGUUGUUGAGUUGACUGAUCCGAGUAGAUUAUCAACUGCUGGUCAAUUUGCCAAUGCGAAACACAGUAGCUACAAAAAUGCAGGGUUUGAAGAACUCCCGGAGUACAGCAGUGGAUCUAUUCUAGCAGACUUAAAACAUUUAGGUACAACACACAUUGUAUUUAAAUUUGGAAGCUCCAGUGACCUAACAAAAGGGACACUAGAUGUGUGUGGAACUCACGUAAGACCACUGUCCACGGCACUCGGCUUACCUAGAUGUACAGGGAAGGUCGAAAUGCAAAACCAGUAUCAAGUCAGUGGUGCCCAUCCGACAAUGACGUUCGUCACUGAGGGAGACUCUGGUUCACCGGUGUUUAUGAAAUCUGACACGGGUGAUUUGGUUCUAAUAGGAAUGGCUAUCGGACAUGCGUAUGUAGGUACCAACCCGUUUCCAUUAGCAGUUGUUACCCCUAUCGGUGCAAUAUUGAACGCUCUAGGUCCAAAGUACUCCAUAGCGUCGUUUCCAUAGGAAUAAAUAUAAACAGCCAUUAUCGCUGUAGACUAUAUACAAACUAGUUUUCUACGCUUUUGAGUCGCAGUCCAAUCGUUCAAUGAAAUGCAUUUAUGAUUCAGCACAAAACCACAUGUCUUGAGGGGGCUUUUUGGUGUUCUUGGUGUGAUUGAUUGCUGUGUACGUACACGUACCUUGAAACUACUGUAGGAAUGACCAAUAAAUCAAAUAUUUUUCCAUUUUAUUUUCCUUAAUAUUCGUGAUACCCGUAAAUACUUGAACUUUUGCAUAAACUUGUGAUGCAGGAAA
Pecten maximus is the source of this 2401-nucleotide messenger RNA. RefSeq lists its product as uncharacterized. The coding region runs from base 524 to 2110 and encodes 528 amino acids. The transcript is spliced from 2 exons. Lineage: Eukaryota; Metazoa; Mollusca; Bivalvia; Pectinida; Pectinidae. The record is from RefSeq and is a predicted model, not a curated record.